GAGUUGACGGGACACUGUGUUAAUGGUACUGCGCAUUUACAACGGCACGUCUGCAGCGGCUCGUUGUUGAAACCGCGGCAGAAUUAUACGUUCCUUCACAAGGAUGGCCGAGAAUGGAAGUGACACGUCAGGCCAAACGGAAGAUAAUUUAAGUAUAUCUGAUGUUUCAGUGGAAGUGGCCACCGUUGAUGCAAAGCUAUCCAAAAGAAAGCAGCAUAGAAAAGGCAAAAGGAAAUCCAGAUCGAAGAGAAAAGCCAGGAAGAAACAAACCAGUGUGUGGAAAUCCCGAAGCAUGGUGAUCCUGGUGACUGUGCUGAUUGUGGUGUUUGUAGUGACCAUGUGGACCCUGCUGUGGUACUUCGUCUUGCAACCUGAGAACAGCAGCCUGGUGUAUUUUGCUGGGCUGUUCCGUUUAGCCCAAGUGGAGUUUAUCCCAGAGUAUCGGCACAGGGACUCCAGAGAAUUCCUGUCCAUGGCACAGAACAUUGAGCACGUGGUGAAUAGCGUUUACAAAGCAUCAGCGGUGUCCAGACUGUACAGGCAAGCUGUCAUUUCAGAUUUAAGCAGUAACAAUGAUGGAGGUCUUCUUGUUCACUUCUGGAUGGUCUUUGUUGUUCCGAAAAGCAAGAGCCAGUUUGUCUGUGAGGACUGUGUGGGAGCCAUCCUGAAGGACUCGAUCCAGACAAGUCUGGUCAAUCGCAGCUCUGUGGGCUACCUUUCUGACCUGCCAGUGGACAUGGACUCAGUCAUCGUUAAUGCUGCCUUGCGGUCAGAUUAUUCUGCUAUAGGCACAGAGUCUCAGUGUCUCAAUGACUUGUACGCGGAGCACCCAGGCUUCAAGCUGCCUUUCAAUGUCUCCAGCCCCUCUGGGAGAGGCGACUGCCAUCUCAAGAUCACUGCCUUGCUGGGUCACCUGGUUCGCCUGUCCAUCGUCUCCAUGCAAAUCGAGGAGAACGACUGCGUCUCCGACUCGCUCACCUUCUAUGACUCCCUGAUGCCAAUCAGAAGCAAGAUUUUGUAUAAGAUCUGUGGCCCCUUUAAUUCUUCCACAGUCUCCUUUGUGUCCACCGGGAACAUGAUGUUCCUGUCGUUUAAGUCAGGCCCAGGGCAGAAAGGCUUUCAUGGUUAUUUUGAAGCGAUUGCACAAGAAAGAUGCGGUAACACUCUAGAAACCCGCUCUGUGAAUAGCUAUGAAGGACGUAUAACAAGCCCAUACUACCCCAGCUUCUACCCUCCCAAAUGCAGCUGUACCUGGGUGUUUCAGACUCCAGUGAAGACGCUUGGCAUAGCGUUGAAAUUCUCAAACUACGUGGUCAAGGAGAAAGGGCUGAAAGGAUGUGACCAUGGGUGGUGGAAAAUCAAUGAGCAGCUGUAUUGUGGAAGCUACAUAGACCACCAAACAGUGUUUCACGUGGACAGUCCAAAGGUGGAGAUCGAGUUCCAGUGCAGUUCAAAACUGUCCGAUCCCCCGCUGGUAGCUGAAUAUGGCAGCUACAACAUCAGCCAACCUUGUCCUGAUGAACACUUCUCAUGCACCACGGGAUUAUGCAUCAGAGAAUCUCAACACUGUGAUGGACUGGAUGACUGCUUUGAUGAAAGUGAUGAGCUGUUUUGCUCAAUCCCUUCUAAAGUGUGUAACGCCAGUUCCCAGCAGCAUCCCUACUACGCUUGCAACGGAGUCCCAGACUGUGACAACGGCAGUGACGAAAGCAACUGCACACAGGCAGUUCCAUGCACAAAUAUAACGUACAAAUGCAGAAAUGACGUGUGCAUCAGAAAACGAGACGCAAAGUGUGACGGGGUGCCUGAUUGCGUGGACAGGAGUGACGAGAGCAGUUGUGGCUGUGGCACUAAACCCCAGGCUCAGAGCCGCGUUGUGGGCGGCACCAAUGCAGAUGAGGGGGCGUGGCCCUGGCAGGUCGGCCUGCACUUUGCUGGAACCCUUUACUGUGGCGCUUCGGUCAUAGCCAAGGAGUGGCUCAUAUCAGCAGCACACUGCUUCAGCAGCGACAGGUUUUCUGACCCCCGCCCGUGGACUGCUCAUCUGGGAAUGCGCGUUCAAGGAAGUCCCAAGUUUGUUGCUCAGAUCCGGAGGAUUGUAUCCCACGAGUACUACAACGCCCGGAAUUUCGACUACGAUGUGGCUCUGCUGCAGCUGAAGACAGCCUGGCCCGACUCCUUGAGCCAUCUCAUCCAGCCAGUCUGCAUCCCAGCCCUGGCACAGCCACUGCACACCGGGCACAAGUGCUGGGUCACAGGUUGGGGAAGCACGACCGAGGGAGAUAAAGACUACCCCACAGUCCUCCAGGAAGCGGAAGUUGAAAUUAUAGACCAGAGACUGUGUCAGAACAGAUACGGCCCCCUCUCUCCUCGUAUGGUAUGUGCCGGAGUGAUGUCUGGGAAGAGAGAUGCUUGCCGGGGGGACUCGGGGGGGCCCCUGUCAUGCCAGGAGAAGAGAGGUGGGAGGUGGUUUCUAACUGGGAUCGUUAGCUGGGGAGUGGGCUGUGGCAGACCUAACCUCCCUGGUGUGUACACAAGGGUGUCCAAGUUUGCAGCUUGGAUUCAAAAUUACGUCUCCUAA
This is a messenger RNA of Polyodon spathula (Mississippi paddlefish), 2581 nucleotides long. It is a transcript of the gene tmprss7, whose product is annotated as transmembrane serine protease 7. Gene Ontology annotation, biological process: proteolysis. NCBI's taxonomy places the organism in Eukaryota, Metazoa, Chordata, Actinopteri, Acipenseriformes, Polyodontidae. The transcript is spliced from 18 exons. Bases 104 to 2581 code for a protein of 825 amino acids. The record is from RefSeq and is a predicted model, not a curated record. Gene Ontology annotation, molecular function: protein binding; serine-type endopeptidase activity.